Maniola jurtina (meadow brown) is the source of this 6062-nucleotide messenger RNA. RefSeq names its product alsin (gene Als2). The coding region runs from base 242 to 5026 and encodes 1594 amino acids. The record is from RefSeq and is a predicted model, not a curated record. Lineage: Eukaryota; Metazoa; Arthropoda; Insecta; Lepidoptera; Nymphalidae. The transcript has 9 exons.
ACCCAAUCCCACCAUAAAAACACUAAAAAUACUAAAAUCAAUUUCCCAAUACAAUUACCAGAAAAUAAUUAUUUAAUAAUGAUUUCUCUAUAAUAAGUGUUGUGUAUAAGAACUGUAACUGCUGAUCGAAUACCCACGAGGAAAUUUGGGCUAAUUGGUGUUUGUUCAGGCAAUUGAGCGCCUUUUAUGGUCACGAUGAUCCGCCUAGUUUUAUUAGACGGAAUGAGAAAGUGUUCUUAAAAUGAGUCAACACAAAUUCUGGAAAGGAAUAACCACGCUGAAUGUACCCUCGUCGCAACAAGUACCUGAUAAGAUUGUUAAGCUUUGUUCUCUAGGUGGUGAUUUCAUUGUUCUUGGGAACGACCAUGGCCUCUAUUACUGCGAUAUCAAAGAAGACAGCUUGAAUUUUAAAAAAGUCUCAGGUAUUUCAGCUAUCGACAUAUCGCAUCACCAUGAUAUCAUUUAUAUUGUAGAUGUACACGGCCGUCUUUAUAAGACAAAUACUAGUUUUAAAAACAAAGAAGAAAUCGUAGUAAAAGAAGACUCGAAAUGCUGUCCUCAUGGCUUUAAAAGUACUAGCAAUAAAGUGAAGUUCAGAAAUGUAGUGACAAGUGAUUUUGGGCAGCUGUUCAUAAGCAUCGAUGGUCAUUUGUGGGGUUCAGGUGUCAUGCCCCAAAUAGCAUUAGAUACUAGUAGUAUUAAGAAAGUCCCAUUUUUUGAGGGAAGGACAGUGUACAGUGCUUCUGUAGGCCAAAAUUUUGCUGCUGUGAUAGCAAGGAAAAAUGUGAAACAAUCUGGUAACUGUGAUACGGACAGUGAUAAUGAUGAUGAAGAGGUGUUUGCUUCAAAUUGCUCACAAUGUCAGACCAUCAUAGGACUGGCAUCCCCUGCUUCUGUUCCCUCCUUAUCAGAAACAUGUCCACUAGGUGUCCAUAUAAGUAAGUCUAGUGAAGACUCGAGCAGUACAACAGCUCCCCAAACUGAUGUCCAUAUUGAUGCACACAGCUUUACAGAAGAUUCUAGUCCUUCAUCUGAAGAAUCUAAAGUUGCAAAAUGUGAUAACAUACAAAAUGUAAAUAGUAAUAUAGAAACAAAUCAUCAGUUACAAGAAGAAAAUGAUGUUAAUGAAAUUAAUGAAACUAUUGACACUCCUAGUGCUAGUACAGAGAAGAUUAAUAAUAUAUUUAUAAACACUGAUGCAGCAAGGCAGUUCUUAAGUAGACAGCUGUCCUGGGUAUCUGCAGGUGAAGAUUAUUUAGUAGAAUACACAGAGAAACCUACGAGAAUAAUAAAGGAAAAUGUUUCUAACUUAACAAAUUUUGUUUAUGAAGGUGUCAAAACUGUAGGGGAUAAAGUAGCUACAUUAUCGAGGCAUGUGAGUGGGAGUAGUGAAAAUAAUGACAUGGUUGAGCUUCCAAAUCGCAAUUUCAACGCAGAAAAUAGUUCUUUAAUGUAUAGUUGUAACUCUAAUAAGUUUGAAGAUCUACAAUUCUCAACAAGUACGAUUAGUAGUGAGAAAGACUUUGAAGCAGUAAGAAAAAAUGGUAACCUGAAGAACAUGUCUAAACUUGGAAAAAAUAUACUAGCCACUGAAUUGUGGACAUGGGGAGAUAUAUCUCAUGGUCAAUUAGGAAUAGGGGAUACAGUCAAAAGAGUAAAACCUAUGAUAGUCAUGAGUUUAUCUGGGUUUGGGCUUCAGAAAGUGUCCUGUGGCAAAUGGCAUUGUGCUGCUUUAACAUUAGAUGGUAGGCUAUAUAUGUGGGGGUACAACCACUUCAAGCAAGUCAGUUUUGAAUCAAGAGUGGACAAAAGUAGUCCUAAACAGUUUACUGAAAAUUCUGACAGUGACCGAGUUAGAGACAUGAUAGCAACAGACAACCACACUCUUGCCUACACUCAUAAUGAAAAUAUUUACUACAUGGGAAAGCACACAGAUGGAUUUACAGAAUCUGUUGUUAAUUUAAACCAGAAAGCUAUUGAGGACACAGAACAAAAAAGUAACGAUUUGACCAUCAACUGCAAUGAAUCCCAAAAUCAUGGCAAUAAGCCUGAAAACCUAUGUUAUCAUUGGAGAGUACUAUCUUCUGGCAAUAUAAGUUACUGCUCUGUUGAGCAAUCAACAAUUUGUCCUGAAUUUCAAAAUUUGUCCAUUGCUCAAAGAUAUCUUGAAGAAAUGCUUUUAAUAUAUCAUUCACUAGUUAAGCCUUUUCUAAAGAAAAGCAAAGCAAUCACUGCACAUUCCAAUGUAUAUGAAACUGUUUGUGAUAUAUUUGGUGACAUAUUAAAUAUAACCGCUUUAAAUGUUCUGUCAACUUGGCAAUAUGCUGAGAAGCAUGUAAAUGAAUGUGAUAUUUCUAUGAUAAAAAAUUUAGAAGAGUUUAUUUUUUUGUAUCAAAAGUAUUAUGUAGCUAUAAGUAAUUUGAUUGUUAUUGGUGGUUUUGCUCAUAUCAACAAUAUAGUUGAUGUUCCAUCAAGUAUCUAUAAUUUAUUUAGUGAUCAACUACCAACAAAUAAACAGAAAAAUAAUAAGAAAACAUCGGAAGCGCUAGUAGGUUUGGCGUUCGUACAGCCGUUGACACGAUUGAGUUCUUACAAAUGCAUUGCCCAAUCACUACUACGACACAAAAUUAAAAGGAAAAAAGGUGACACCAAAAAUAAUAAUAUAGAAGAACAAAUCAGCAAAGUUGUGACAUCAUUUGAUGCCUUAAUUGACGAACAAGAGAAGAAAAGAAAGGAAGCAGAUGCUACAAAACUGUUCUGGGAGACGAUAGGAAAAAGCUUAGAUCAAUAUAGAACACCUGAAAGACGAUUGAUUAGGGACUCAAAAUCUCGGCCGCUAAGUUUAGUUAAUCCUGGAAGAUUCAGUAGCCACUGGUUUAUUCUGUUUAAUGAUUUAUUUGUCCAUGUUAGUGGAAGCACUCCUAACGUCCAUCCAUUAGAAAUAUUAUGGGUUGAAGCCAUUCCUAACACUGACUCCCUACAAAAUGCUAUACAGCUCACAACACCAGAAGAAAUUAUUUGUGUGUCCACAAGUUCAGAAGAAGAAAAGACUGAAUGGAUACAUAUUCUUAAUGCGUCUGUUAAAUCUGCAUUAAACAAAGAUGCAGCAUAUAAACCUCCAGCUAUUAGAACAGCGUCAUACACAUUUUCGUCUAAGAAUGUGUUCUACAAAGACGCAAAAUACACUGGAAGAUGGUUAGAUGGUAAAUUACAUGGCAAUGGAAAAGUGGAAUGGCCAGAUGGAAAAUUUUACGUAGGGCAGUUCCAGUUAAACACAUUAUGCGGUCAUGGGAAAAUGGAAAUCCCUGGAGUAGGAUUAUAUGAAGGCCACUGGAAAGACAAUCUUCAAAAUGGUUAUGGCAUUAUGAAAUAUAGUUCAGGAGACAUUUAUGAAGGAUAUUUUAAAGAUGGCCAUCCCCACGGCCAUGGAAUAAAAAGACAAGGAGAUUUCACUACAUCCACAGCUACAAUAUACACAGGGGAAUGGGUUGCCGGAGUGAGGCAAGGUUACGGCGUUAUGGACGAUAUUGGUAAAGGAGAGAAGUAUCUUGGCAACUGGAGUGACAACAAAAAGCAUGGAUGUGGGCUUAUAGUUACACUGGAUGGAAUUUAUUAUGAAGGACUGUUUACACAAGAUGUUUUAACUGGACAUGGCGUGAUGGUUUUUGAAGACGGAACUCAUUACGAAGGAGAAUUCAGAUCGGCGGGGGUGUUCUCGGGAAAAGGUGUUCUGACGUUUUCAAGUGGUGACAAAGUUGAGGGCUCUUUAAGCGGACCUUGGACUGAAGGGAUAAAAAUAUCCAAUGGGAUCAUGCACCUGAAUGUUUCUGAUCCUGCGCUCUCUCCGAAUUCUAAGCCUAAUUCAUUUGGAAAACUCAGCGUGGUUUCAGACCAGAAAUGGAACGCGUUAUUCCGUCAAUGUUUCCAAAGCAUGGGAGUUUCCGACACUGCUCUGACUCCAACUGGUAACCACCUUAUCAAUGGCCCAUCAAAUGAAAACGCGAAAAUUUGGCAGAAUGUCGCAGUCGCCAUAUCUUGCUCCCAUAAAGACAAGCACGCCAAACCUGCUAAGAAAUCAAAUAGUUCCGAUAUAGAGAAGUCGGUUGAUUGUUUAGAGGUCAUCCCACAGUUUGGUCAGCAAACGCUCACGAUAAAUGACUACUCAGAACUGAAGCAAUAUCUAUUCAAUGCCUGCGAAUCCACACAUCAUCCUCUCGGCCAACUGGUCCUAAGUCUUACCAAUGCUUUCAACACUACAUACGGCGGCGUUCGAGUGCAUCCUCUGUUGUUGAGCCAUGCUGUCAAAGAGCUGAAGAGUAUCACCACGAGGUUGUACCAGGUGGUUCAACUCCUGUUCCCCGCUCUGCCGCCAGAGGGCCACGAUAUGGUGUUACCAUAUAAAGCAGAAAAUGAUUCAGAGGGUAGAGAAGAUAACAACCCUAUAGAUGGGGAAGUAGUGUCGGCCGCCUCUCUCCUGCAGCCUACCUUACUACCCCGUGUGCACCCAGCGCUGUUCGUGCUUUACGCUCUGCACAAUAAGAGAGAGGACGACCUGUACUGGAGAAGACUGCUCAAGUGGAACCGGCAGCCUGAUACUACCCUCAUGGCUUUUCUGGGGAUAGAUCAGAAAUUCUGGUCUACAACGAGCAGGAACCCUCAGGCGUCACCCACAUUUUCCCCAUUGAAAGAGCAGCUUUUCCACGAGGCGGUGGAGACUCUGCAGCAACUGAAGACAACCUUCUCACCGAUAGAGAAACUGCUUGUCAUCAGGAGCACUUUCCAGAAGAUGACUACGGCUGUGCAACAUGAAUUAGGCCAGCACUACCUAUGGAGUAUGGACGAGUUAUUCCCUGUUUUUCAUUUCGUGGUAGUUCGCGCAAGGAUACUGCAGCUGGGUUCGGAAAUACAUUUUGUGGAGGAUUUCCUAGAACCCGGCAUGCAGCAUGGAGAGUUAGGACUCAUGUUCACCACACUAAAGGCAUGCUACUUCCAAAUUCUACAAGAGAAGAUGUCAAUCAACUCCUAGUAGUAAAUUAAUUGUCUGUAAGCCCGGCCGCAUAUACCAUAUGUCCAGACAUUGUUUGCCAGAAAACUUUGUCCUACUCACUCCACAAACAUCCGAAGCGUACGUACAAUCCGGUAACAUUCUGACAGUCUGCGGAGUCUAGUACAGAAUGUAUAAGCAGAUUGCCUUCUGGUACGCAUCUUAAAUAGACUAAUAAUAAUAUUAUGCGGCCGGCCUAAAUGUCCCACUAUUGAAAUUUUAAAGCUGGAAAUAUACUGGCUUAUGGCUUGCUCGUUAACCUGGAAGAUUCAAACGCAUUGACUUACUAUACCAGCAAGACCCGCAUAUGCUCGAAAAGUGGUUGAGACGAAAGUGCCCAUGCAACUAAAGCUUUUUUUUUUGUUUAGUUUUGUCCAUAUUGCGUACAAUCGAAAUAGCACCUUACCAUAACGAAAUAAAGUUUAAAUUUGCGUGCCGUUGUUAUUGCUAGUUAUCAUAUCCUGUGCAGACGGUUUUUGUUGAACUUAGAUUUAAAGUCUUGUUUCUGUAGUAAGUCAAUGUUUUAAUGUCAUGAAUAAAGCGAUGAAAAGACAGAAUUGUUAAUAGAAUGAUCUCGCAAUAAGUUUAAGGUGCAAUGCAUAGGUUGUAUUGAUGCAAAUUCGCUAGAUGACACUGUUUCCCUGUAUUCUAUGUAUGUCCACAUUUCCAAACAAAUUAUUUUUAAUACAUAUAAAAUUUGAAGUAUGAAUGUUGAAUUUAAAGUUAAAUAAAGUUAAGUUAGUUUUAAGUUCAUUCAUAUUAAUAAAGCUGCCCCAAAAUUAUAAUAAACAUACCCAGUCUCGUACUACAGCAUUGGCUAAAGUGCGGAUUGGUAGAUAAAUAUAUACAGAUAUAUAUAGAUAAGUAUAUAUUCUCCAACAUUUUUAUGGAACAUGUCAUUUUCUAAAGAGCUUCCGAGACGAUCAAGCACGUAGAUCAUUUUGCUGGAUCAUGCUGCUUGAUGCUCCCGUCAAAUGGCUUGAUCAAGCAAACGGCAGUUUUCUCAUAUCUCGACGCA